Messenger RNA from Naegleria fowleri, 1209 nucleotides. RefSeq lists its product as uncharacterized. NCBI's taxonomy places the organism in Eukaryota, Heterolobosea, Eutetramitea, Acrasida, Naegleriidae. The transcript has a single exon. The record is from RefSeq and is a predicted model, not a curated record. The coding region runs from base 1 to 1209 and encodes 402 amino acids.
AUGUCCAAGAACCGUUUGAUGGCAAUUUUGAUUGCUUCUCUCGUUACUUUUUCUAUUGGAAGUAUGAUUAAUUAUUGGCGACUAUUCCAAGCAAAAGACAACACUCUAUGUUCAUCAUUCACAUCAUCACCAUCAUUCAAUUUAUCGUUUCCGAUAAGAAAUUCGCAUAUUGUUGGAAAUAUUUGUGUCGUAUCUUUUAUUGCUAUUUGUGAAAAGGAAUAUAUUGUCAGGUUGACCAAUCAAUUCAGGAAGAGAAAUGUUUAUUUUAUUCAAGGUCAUACCGAUUCACCAACAGAAACAUUACUCUGUCAUGAUGUCAACAAUGUUGCGGAAUUAGAAAAGACAAAUUAUUUGAUCGUACAUGGUCACAAUCUACCACCCCAUCCUGUGAUUGCCAAUUUCAUGAAUCAUGUACUAAAAAAGCACAAUGCAUAUUUUGCACACACAAAAGUUGUGAAUUUUGUUUUGGGAGAUGAGAAUUGUAAAUUCACAGACAGAAAUGUUUUGGAUAAUUAUAAUACUACCUUUAGAAAUUAUUGGAAUAGCAAAAUUCAAAAAAUGCAUGAAAAGUAUGGCAAUAUUCAUUAUUUGCCUCUUUAUACCUGUCAUCCAUUUCUAUCUCUUUCCAAUUUUCCGAGUUUACCAGAAGAAAUUGUCAAUAAUGAAGUGCUAUUACAGCAUAUUAUUGAUUUUCAAUUUUCUAAAAUCAUUCCAGCAUCAAAACGAAAGCAAUUUUGCUAUUUCAGAGGUCAACCAACUUAUGAAAGAAAAAAAUUGGAACAUUUGGCACCAGUGACAGUACUAGAAAAUGGAAUCGAAACAAAGAAACAAUUGUGCAAAAUAGAAUAUACAACUGGAUUUGCUGCAGGAGAUAAGCUUUCAUAUUCACUUUUUCUUGCCAAUACAGCAGUGAUAUUGUGCCCAACUGGAUCUAAUCCAGAUCAAUUUAGAGUGUGGGAAUCAUUAGAGAACGGUGCCAUUCCACUUCCAGAAAAUCUUGAAUCUUUUUCUGGAUUACCCAAAAAUCAUCCACUUCCUGUUGUAGAUGUUUCUCGACAAGAAUAUCACAAAAAAUUGGAGAGUGUUUUACCUGAACUUUAUUCUUUUACUCCUCAACAACUAGAUGAACUUCAAAGAAGAUUAUAUAAUUGGUGGUUCAGAUACAAGUUAGAAAUUGGACUUAAGGUUGCUAAAGCUCUAGACGCCUAA